This is a messenger RNA of Schistosoma margrebowiei, 2539 nucleotides long. The record is from the annotation of a GenBank genome assembly. Lineage: Eukaryota; Metazoa; Platyhelminthes; Trematoda; Strigeidida; Schistosomatidae.
GACAGAUUUAAGUCAUAUUACAAGUUAGCGUCCUCAUUACUUACGAUUUAACUAUGGCUCAGUAUAUCCCAGUCACUAUUAUUGCUAACUUGAUUCGUUAAUUUAAUUGUCAAUUUUGAUGAAAGUUGGCCAGGUAAAUAAAGAAGACUAACUUUAUCAUGCACUUUCGACGAAAAGUAUAUUUUAAUUUCCACCUUCGAACUCUUUCUAAAUUUAUUGUUAUCCUGAUACUUACGUGUUUCAUGUUAUUCAGUAUUUAUGUCACAAAUCGAAAUAAAAAUCAUCUUGAUGAAAUUGUUAUAGAAGAAACAGGCACAGAAAUUUAUGAUUUUGGUGUUAAUGUUGUUGUAUUUAAAAAUGUUUUCAUUGAUCCAUCUAAAGUCGUUGGUGCAAUUGGAGGUGAAGAUCCUAUGAAAGUCGCUAACCAACCAGAAUCUUAUGAACUCUUGGAUUUUCAAUAUGGAUUUAUCAAAACUAGUGUUAAGCCAAAUAUAAAAAAAGAACAAUUACGUUCGUAUGAAACUAAUGUAAUUACGUUUCUCAAAUCGGUGGAGGUAAUUGAUUCUGUGAACUUGGAUACAACAAAUAUAUAUAAGGAAAAAAUUGUGUUUUUAAUAACACGUGUAGAAUAUGCUAAUUUAUAUCAUACAAUGACUGAUUGGUAUAAUACUUAUAUAACAAUGAAAUUACUUAAUUUAACAUCAAAUAAUAUACAUUUAUUAAUAACUGAUGGACAUCCUAUAGGUAAAUUAGAUGAAGUAUGGUAUCAAUUAUUUAAUUAUUCUAUAUCAAGAAUUGGUGCUUAUAGACAAAUAACAAAUGAUAAUAAUACAAAUUUAAUACGUAUAUUACCUAUGAAUAAAAAUCAUUUAUUACAUAUUCAUAAACUUAUUAUUAUACCAUAUGGUUAUUCAAGUCCAUUAUAUGUAGAUAAACCACUUUUAUCUAAUAUGUAUAUUGAAGAAUUUCGUCAAUUUCUUCUUCAGAGUUAUCAUUUAAAUAUUAAUAAUAAUAAUUUAUGUAAUAAACAUUUAAUAAAUAAUUAUAAAUUACCACAAAUUAUUAUUAUUAGUCGUCGUAAUUAUAUUGCACAUCCACGUAAUAUAAAUGGACAUAUUAGUAGAAAAAUUAAUAAUGAAUUACAAUUAUUAAAUCAAUUAAAAUUAUUAAAUUUUACAAAUUCAUUCAUUAUUGAUUUUAGUAAUUUAACUAUAAUAGAACAAUUAAAUUUAAUUAUAAAUACAGAUAUAUUAAUUGGUAUGCAUGGUGCUGGUUUAACAUAUAGUUUAUUAUUAUCUAAUACAUCUAUAGUAAUUGAAUUAUUUCCAAAUUAUUGUUGUAUUAAUAAUCAACAUUUUAUUAAAUUGACUAAAUUACGUCAUAUUGAUUAUUAUGCAUAUUAUGGUUUAUCAAUAAAUGAUAAUAAACAAUUAGAAUCAACUUAUAUACCAAUUGAUGAUUUUCAAACAAUCAUAUUACAAACUUAUAAUAAAUGGAAAGAAAAUUGUAAGAAAAUAAAUGAAAAAAAAAGGAUAUGAUCUUUUUUGAGGAGGGUAGGGGGGAGUUUCGUUUCUUUGUUGUUGUUGUUGUUGUUGUUGUUGUUGAGAAACUAUUUUUGGGGGGGUGAAGAUUAAAUCAUCAUGAGUAACUUCUGCUGAGACCUGUUAAUUGAUUCAUAUUAUCUAUACAGUCUUAUGGUAUAAUUAUUUAAUAAUUAGAUUGUGUAUAUUUAUAUUCUCCUUGUUAUAAGCUUUAUUUUGAUUUAUAAUUUAUUAUUGUACGAUUAAUGGUUCUUAUACUAUGUUCAGUUUUUUGACUACUGUCUCCCACGUUCACAGUCACUUUUUGGCUUUAUAGUGUAACAACGUUAUUUCCUAUUUUAUGGUACGUUGCGAUCUGUUUGGUUGAUAUAUAAACCCAGUAUGUCUGAAAUCAAUGAUUCGACUCAAUUCGCGUAGUGGAAUCUAGUAUUUGGUGUUCUGGACUCAAGUGGACGGGCUAGAUGGCCAUGUGACCAAUAAGGACGCUAGACUGCCCAUACCGGUCGAACGUCAUUGGUUUUCGCACAGUGCUACGAUUGUAAAAGUCUUAUUUUGAUUGGUGGAUAAAUCACGUGAUAAAAAGCCGGACACAAAGUCAUAACAGGGUUUUUUUUUGUUUUUUUUACAGUGAAAUAACUGAUUUAAUGAUGUAUAAACAUUUAUAUACAGAUCUAUAUGGAUACUAAUAAUAGUAUUUGUGAUACAUUGAAAAACAAAUAGAUAUUGUAAAGGGAAUUGUACAUUGCUCAGAAAUAGAAUUAAACAUUUUUCGGUAGGGGGGAGGGAUAUUCUUUUCUUUUUUUUUAAAACACGAAUUUUGAAGGGGGCGUUUUAUCUUUUUUUAACAUUUUGUUGUUGUUUUUUUUACGCUGAACUAAGUGAUUUAAUGAUGCAUAUAUAUCUAUAUAAAAACCUAUAUGAAUACAUUGAAAAACAAUUAGAUAUUGUAAAGAGAACUGUAAAUCGCUCAGAAACUGACUAAAUAAUUUGGGGUGGGG